Molecule: messenger RNA, 290 nt
Organism: Plectropomus leopardus (leopard coralgrouper)
Lineage: Eukaryota; Metazoa; Chordata; Actinopteri; Perciformes; Serranidae
Source: RefSeq, a predicted model, not a curated record
AGUGUUUCUUCCUUUCUUUUUUCUUUUUUUUUCAGAUGAGCUGUGUGCCAGCAUCGUGCGUUCCCACAGAGAGACCAGCCAGUACAGAGUGGAGGAGCUGCAGGCUCUCAGAUGGAAACUGCUCAGCAGAGAUGAGAUCCAAGCUUACCAGAGCAAAUCGGUGGACGAGAUGUGGCAGCACUGCGCCAUCCGACUGACUGAAGCCGUGCAGUACGUGGUGGAGUUCGCAAAACACAUCCCAGGUUUCCGCAUGCUGAGCCAGAACGACCAGAUUGCUCUCCUGAAGACUG